This is a messenger RNA of Carassius gibelio (silver crucian carp), 2556 nucleotides long. RefSeq lists its product as uncharacterized. Lineage: Eukaryota; Metazoa; Chordata; Actinopteri; Cypriniformes; Cyprinidae. The transcript is spliced from 2 exons. The record is from RefSeq and is a predicted model, not a curated record. Bases 27 to 761 code for a protein of 244 amino acids.
AGUUUGACUAUUUGGAAACGCCCUGUAUGGGGUAUAUAAUGAGAUGCAACCUAGCAUUCGGGAGAUCCCUUGCAAGGGGGCUCGACUUUGUUUUGCUUGAAAUAAAGUCUUUUCUUCUGAGAGAAAAAUCCCUGACUGAGUUUGAUUCUUCUGAGAGCCGGCAAAAGACACCACAGAUUUGGCACCCCAGAUGGGACUGGACAAGAGUGACAGAGUGGACAACCGCUUUUGAGCUGACCAAUGAUCAACACAACCGGGUGGCCACCAUAAAACAAGCUAUCUAUUUACAGGAAAAAAGAAAAGAGCCCAGUGAGGAAUCGGAGACGGCCUGUCCAGUUGUUCCAGGGGAUCAAGUUUAUCUGAGGGUAUUCCGGCGAAAAUGGAAUGAGCCCAGGAGAGAAGGACCCUACACAGUGGUGAGAGCUACUCCUACAGCAGUCCAAGUGGAGGGAAGCACAACCUGGUAUCAUCUAAACCACUGUACUAGAGUUCCCACAGGAAAGGCAGAAAGAAAGGAAAGCAGACAAUCAGACAAUGCAGGAGAGAGCAAUGAGGAAGAAUCAGAGACACAUGAUGAAGUGCAAACUGACGAGAGCUCUUUCCUCCUGUCAGACAAACUGGAGAGGACAGAGAAUCAGUCUGACAACAUGUCUGAAGACCAUCCUAUGCCUAAUGCAUCUCAUAAUGCAGACUCAAACUCAACCGAUAGAAAGCAACCUGACUUCCCUUCAAUUGACUUUACAACCUUUGAACAAAAGUGACAAUGUGAUCAACUCAACAGAACCAAUGGUAAUCAAAAAUCGUAGAGACAUUGAUUAUGAUGUUCAAGGUGAUGAAGACGUUAGUCAAAUUGAUGCAUUAUGGGAUACAGCCCAAAACAAUGAAUGGUAUAAAUGGGCAGCCUUUACAGCUAAAGAAACAGGAAAAGAAAAUUGCUUGCUGUGCUCCAAAUCUCCGUUAAACAAAGUAAUAGCCAUACCAAAUCCAUAUGACUACCGAAAAUGUGCCCAAUUUGGGAGAAACUUUUGUCAUUUAACAGAUUUUACCAGGCCAUAUUGUAUUGCUGAAUGCCUUGGAUUUUUAGGAAAUCCUAAAUUAACAGAUUAUUUCUUUAGACCACUCUGGGGAUCCUGGUGUCAGUAUUCAGAUAUAGGUCAAAAUAUAAAAAUUGAAAAACAAAAAGUAGAGAUUCCAAAAUGGUAUAGCAUAGAUUAUAAACAAGAAUAUGAGUGUUUCCAUAAACCAAAAGGAACCCAAGAUGUGGGUAAAUUCAAAGGAAGAUGUGCUAUUAUUUGGUAUAUAGAUAAGAAAAAUUCUUGGAAAUCAGGAGUUCCUUCUAGAGCUCCAGAACUUUUAGCAUUCGGAACAACUAAAGGAAGUAAGAUAGCACCUGAAAAAUGUGAAAAUCAAACUAUAGCCUUACCUCCAAUAGAAAUUUAUGAAGAUCAAUCAUUAAUAAUAGCAGAUUUCUUUUGGAUCUGUGGAGGGGAAAUACUAUUGCCUUCUUUACCAGUUGGAUGGAAAGGUAUAUGUGUAAGAGUACGGUUACUUCAAGAAGUUAGCAUGGCACAAUGGGGAACAGAACAGAGCACAAACAAGGAAGACAAUAGAACUAAAAGAGGAUACGAGCCAGACCCCAAUGUAUAUUUAGACUCAAUUGGACAACCAAGAGGAAUUCCUAAUAAAUUCAAGGCAAGAAGUGAAAUAAAAGGAGGUUUUGAGUCAAUCCUGGUUUGGAUCACACCAAACAAAAAUACAGAGUGGAUUAAUUAUAUCUAUUAUAAUCAACAAAGAUUCAUUAAUUAUACUGAUGAGGCCUUAACCUUAUUAGGCGACCAAGUGCAUGCAACAAGCAGAAUGACAUGGCAAAACAGACAGGCUCUUAAUUGGCUCUUGGCAGACAAGGGAGGAGUUUGUGUUAUGUUUGGAGAUCAAUGUUGUACAUUCAUCCCAAAUAACACCGCCCCUGGAGGAGCUUUCAGUGAAGUUAUGACAAAAAUUAAAAAAUUAAGAAAUGAAAUUACAACAAAUGCCGGAAGAGACCAACACAUUUGGGAUUGGAUUGAUGUGAGAUUUGGAGCAUGGGGAGCAUGGUUUGUUAAACUAGGAAUGUUUUUAGGAGUUGCCAUAUUAAUAGGAGGAUUAUUAUUUUGCUGUGUAUUACCUUUAUUAAGAUCAUUAAUCAUCAAUGCUACUGUUAAGCAAAUGGGAGUGAUAAAAGUCCCAAAUAAUCAACAAAGGAUCAUUGAAAAGAGUCUGGAGGAAUACUAUGAAGGAUGGCUAAACAAACGGAACUUAAAUGAGCAAACUUUUGAUGAUAGUUCUAUUGACUCUGAGGAUGUUGAAGAUGUCUAAGGGUGAACCAUACCCUGGAUAUAAGUGCCAGUUGAACUUUGGCCCAGGGAGGCUCUUUACGAUACAUAAGGUAUCUGAGCUGAAGAUCAACUUUUAUAAUCUUGUGAUAUUCAAUUAUUGAUGUAAUGUAUGUAUUUUAUGUCUUUUAUACAUAACUGUGAUAACCACAGGCAAGUGCUGAACCAAUUACACGCUCACGCU